This is a messenger RNA of Penicillium lagena, 225 nucleotides long. RefSeq lists its product as uncharacterized. The transcript has a single exon. The record is from RefSeq and is a predicted model, not a curated record. NCBI's taxonomy places the organism in Eukaryota, Fungi, Ascomycota, Eurotiomycetes, Eurotiales, Aspergillaceae. The coding region runs from base 1 to 225 and encodes 74 amino acids.
AUGGCCAUAUUCCCCGUGGAGAAGCUGUUCGUGAGAACGCCAAUGGACCUCAAUGAGGAUCCACGAUCUGCCCAGCUCCUCGAUAGUGGGCAUAGCGCGUACCGGCAGCCUGAGUAUCAGGAUUCGGAUCCCUGCCGGUUCCGUUACCGUAUCGCGACACGAGGCGCACCCGAGAUGGCAAAACACUCGAUUUUUUCUUUGAUAUUUCUUCUUGUACCCACUUGA